AUGCUUGAUCCGACAGACAUCUUGAACGAGCUGGAGGUAAAGUUAGCACAGAAAUGGGCCGACCCAGACGACGACCUCUCCGAACUGGAAUGGUACGCCCUCCAAUCCAUGAUCCAACGACGCACCCAAGACGCGAGCUAUCCUCCAAUCGAAACACUCAAGACGGCCAAAGAUCAGUCGCGGCUGUCUCCGCUCGGUGACCUGGACAUGCCGGCUUGGUUUGAAUGGCGCGUGGCUCACCCGGGCAGACAUUCUCGAACCUCACUUGCGGAGACGCCGAAGCCCGCGGGUCCCACUGUUCCGCGAGUGACAGGCCAUGGUCUCACAACAGCCGCGACACCUUCACAGUCUGCGCUGGAGAGCGGUAGACUUGGCGUGUCCACUUCACAGACAUCCAAGACCAUCACCAACGGACCAGCUGGUACCUUUACCAGAGUGAAACGAGAAAGAGAAGCAGAGGCCCCCGAGUCAACACCGAGGAAGGCGGCACGGACAGAUCCUCUUACCUCAGAGUCGGCUCCCAUCUCUUCUCCACAGACACGCCCAUCCAGUUCCGGCCUACAGCCAAACCGCAGCACGUCUUUGGCCGGAGGCUCCAAAUACAAAGACCCCAACGGCAUCACGGUAUCUCCAUUCGCUCCUCGCUCUAGGGCCAGAGACACGAGCCAAUUAUCGACUAUAGCAACGCCCUCGUCGUCCCAGGCGACUGCCUCGUCAAAUCCCUCUGCGACUACAGUGAGGUCAAUGGAGAAUUGGAUUGCACUAUUCGACGAUGACUUUGUCAAUGUCAAGUGGAAACCCAGACCGCUAUUUCCAAAACGAUGA
This is a messenger RNA of Diplodia corticola, 825 nucleotides long. RefSeq names its product proteophosphoglycan ppg4. NCBI's taxonomy places the organism in Eukaryota, Fungi, Ascomycota, Dothideomycetes, Botryosphaeriales, Botryosphaeriaceae. The record is from RefSeq and is a predicted model, not a curated record. The coding region runs from base 1 to 825 and encodes 274 amino acids. The transcript has 2 exons.